This is a messenger RNA of Peromyscus maniculatus bairdii (prairie deer mouse), 2597 nucleotides long. It is a transcript of the gene Amdhd1, whose product is annotated as amidohydrolase domain containing 1. Gene Ontology annotation, cellular component: cytoplasm. Gene Ontology annotation, molecular function: imidazolonepropionase activity. Lineage: Eukaryota; Metazoa; Chordata; Mammalia; Rodentia; Cricetidae. The record is from RefSeq and is a predicted model, not a curated record.
UCCCGGGAGCCCCAGGCCACCCGGGACUCUACCGUCCUCUGCAUCCCGCCAGCAGCUAGGACGACCAUGGCGAACAGCCACCGCCUCCUGCUGGAGAACGCGCAGCAAGUGGUGCUGGUGUGCGCCCGCGGCGAGCGCUACCUGGCCGGGCCGGCGCUGCGCAGCCUGGCGGUGCUGGAGGGCGCCAGCCUGGUGGUGGGCACUGAUGGGUUUAUAAAAGCUAUCGGCCCUGCUGACGCUAUCCAAAGACAGUUUUCUGGAGACACCUUUGAAGAAAGAAUUGAUUGCUCUGGGAAAUGCGUCUUACCAGGUUUGGUGGAUGCGCAUACACAUCCCGUGUGGGCUGGUGAGAGAGUCCACGAGUUUGCAAUGAAGUUGGCAGGGGCCACGUACAUGGACAUUCACCAGGCCGGAGGCGGGAUCAACUUCACGGUGGAGCACACGCGCCACGCCUCCGAGGAGGAAUUGUACGGCUCCUUCCGGGGGCGGCUGCAGUGCAUGCAGAGGGCCGGCUCCACCCUGGUGGAGUGCAAGAGCGGCUACGGCCUCGACCUGGACACGGAGCUCAAGAUGCUGCGCGUCAUCGAGCGCGCCCGGCGGGAGCUGCACCUCGGCCUCUCGGCCACGUACUGCGGGGCUCACUCGGUCCCCAAAGGAAAAACCGCCAUUGAAGCCACUGAUGACAUCAUCAGUAACCACCUACCAAGGCUGAAAGAACUCAGAGAAAAUGGGGAACUUCACGUUGACAACAUAGAUGUGUUCUGUGAGAAAGGUGUCUUUGAUCUGGAUACCACCAGAAGGAUUCUUGAAGGUGGGAAAAAGAUGGGGUUACAGAUCAACUUCCACGGGGAUGAGCUCCACCCGAUGAAGGCUGCCGAGCUCGGGGCUGAACUAGGAGCACAGGCGAUCAGUCACCUGGAGGAGGUCAGUGAUGAAGGCAUCACCGCCAUGGCUGCGGCCCGGUGUGCCGCCAUCCUCCUGCCCACCACGGCCUACAUGCUGAGGUUGAAGCAGCCUCGAGCCAGGAAGAUGCUGGAUGAGGGAGUCAUAGUUGCCCUGGGCAGUGAUUUCAACCCCAAUGCAUACUGCUUUUCAAUGCCGAUGGUCAUGCACCUGGCCUGUGUGAACAUGAGAAUGUCCAUGCCAGAGGCCUUGGCCGCUGCCACCAUCAAUGCGGCUUAUGCGCUGGGGAAAUCCCACACACACGGAUCUCUGGAAGUGGGCAAGCAGGGCGACGUCGUCAUCAUCCACGCAUCCAGGUGGGAACAUUUGAUUUACCAGUUCGGCGGCCAUCAUGAAUUGAUUGACUAUGUUAUAGUUAAAGGAAGAGUCAUCUAUAAAAAGUGACAGGUCUGGGCUAAUGAGACGGCUCAGUGGGCAGUCUCCUGUCACCAAGCCCGGUGACCGGAGUUCGGCCUCUGGGGACUCAGCUGGUGGAAGGAGAGAGUGCCUGAGAGUCACUCUGACCUCCACGUACUCACUGUGGUGUGUACCCGAUCUCGCACGCACGCACGCACGCACGCACGCACGCACGCACGCACGCACACCUGCACAUAACCUCUACAUAACCUCCACAUACUCACUGUGGUGUGUACCUGAUCACAUGCACGCACGCGUGUGUAUGCACACACAUACACAGGCACGCACACACGCACGCACACCUCCACAUAGCUAAAUGUAGAAAGCUAAAAAUAUACUUCAAAAAUGAUAGAUCUGGAAGGAAUGAGAAGACACUUUCUCUGUAUCCACUAAGUCCACGUGAGUUAAAGCAUUUCCGGGGUUUGCCAGGUCGGUCUAUGUCACUUCAGCUGCCUCAUUCGUCAGCGCUCUGCUGUUCCCUUGAAAACCCAAGGGGUUAGUUUAUUCGACUCAAGCAUGUGUACCUGGAUGUGCACACAGGUAAACCUCUUGUGAUGAAAUGUAGAGUUGUUUUCCCAAAGACUGGCUGCAGGUAUUCUGGGGUAAGCAUGAUGAGGUCGCUCAGAAGUGACUCUGUGGGAGAAACAAACUUGGCCUGAGAGUUCUGUUUCAUAUCUGCUAGCGAUCUGCCCACUGAGGCCAACGGUACCAUUUCCUAACAAGCAAACAGAACCAUCUCUCAGGAGAGUUUGUCUUUUGAGAUGCCUUCUGGUCAGUGAGGGCUUUCUGGGGCAGAGUUGUCGGCCUUUGAAAUGAAGCUUCAGCACAGAGUUCAAGACUCGAUAUCUUGCACAGACAUGGAAACUCUCUUAGACGAAUGCAUUUUAAUCAACACCAAUGAGGUAGCUUUAAAAGAAAACCUUUAAAAUUUUUUAUAGCACAAAGCCACGGAAAACGUUUUAUUGUGUAAAUAUCUGCCGCUGUCACCAUUGUUGCUUCCUGACCGCCCCCGGAAGUAGAUCAGCAGUAUUGUCUACAGAGUGUUUCGAACUGUUCAAAGAACAAAUCACAGACUCGUUUGCAGAGUGAAUGAUUAUUUGUAUAAACUGGUGUGUCUAACGCUGCGUCACCUUACUUGAAAACUUGUAAAAGGUUUCCGUGAUCUUUGCAAUCACAGCAUCAUCAAACACUGUCCUAUUGCAGAGCAGUGAUUUUACAAAUAAACAUCAGUUGCCAGA